Molecule: messenger RNA, 2010 nt
Organism: Moesziomyces aphidis
Lineage: Eukaryota; Fungi; Basidiomycota; Ustilaginomycetes; Ustilaginales; Ustilaginaceae
Source: the annotation of a GenBank genome assembly
AUGAUUGCACGAUCCUUGGUCUUUGCGCUCGUCACUGCGCUUCAGCUCGCGGACGGAGCGGUGUCGCAAUUCGUCAAGCCACCCACGGAUCUGCAGACGGCCACGGGCCAUCUCGACAUCCCUGUGCGGUACAAACAAGUCCCCACUGGCAUCUGCGAGACCGACCCGAACGUCAAGAGCUUCUCGGGCUACGUCGACGUGGAAGAGGACGAGCACAUCUUCUUCUGGUUCUUCGAAGCGCGCAACGGUUCACCCAAGGACGCGCCCCUGACGGUGUGGAUCAAUGGUGGACCCGGCUCAUCCUCGAUGAUCGGACUGUUCCAGGAGCUCGGACCGUGCUCUGUGGAUUCGAACGGCACCGUGGUCAACAAUGCGUACGCAUGGAACAACGCGAGCAACAUGAUCUUCAUCGACCAGCCCGCCACCACAGGCCUGUCGUACACCAAGCUGGUUCCGGGCUACGUGAAUCCGUCCACUGAUAGCCUCGUCGUGCUGCCGGACGAGACUUGCCCCGAGUAUGCGCAGGACUUUGGCACAUGCGGCACCUACUCUGCGCCCAACGUCACGCUGACGGCCAACUCGACCGAGUCGGCGGCCAAGAACUUCUACCGCACGCUCCAGGGAUUCAUGGGUGCGUUCCCGCAGUACUCGCGCGAGGACUUCCACUUUGCCACCGAGUCGUACGGCGGCCACUACGGCCCUGUCUUUAACGAGUACAUCGAGCAGCAGAAUGCUCACGCCGCGCACAAGAUCAAGCUCAAGUCGGUCAUGAUCGGCAAUGGCUGGUACGACCCUGCGCUGCAGUAUGCAGCCUACUACAACUUCACCGUGUCGCCGGGCAACACGUACGAUUACCGACCGUUCAACUCGUCGGUGGAGGAGAUGAUGUACAACAACAUGUUUGGCAGCGGCAACUGCCUGGAUCAGAUUCGAGACUGCUACGCAACGGGUACGAAUCAGGUGUGCAGCACCGCCGACACAUUCUGCGCCAACAAUGUCGAAUCCAUCCUCGCCAACCGCGACGAAUACGACAUCCGCGAGCUCUCGCCCGAUCCGUUCCCAUACAGCUUCUACGUGGACUACCUCAACAAGCCCGAGGUGCAGGCGGCCAUUGGCGCGUUCCAAAACUUUAGCGAGAGCUCUUCGACGGUCUCGAACGCCUUCAGCACUACCGGCGACGACGGACGCGAGUCUGGCACGAUCGAGGAUGUGCGUUCGCUGCUCGAUCAGGGUGUGCAGGUGGUCAUGUACGCCGGCGACGCCGACUACAACUGCAACUGGCUCGGCGGUGAAGCUGUCGCCGAGCGCGUGCAGCACAAGGGCUUCGACCAAGCCGGUUACGCGGAUCUCAAGACGUCCGACGGCGUUGCUCACGGCCAGGUCAAGCAGAGUGGCCAGUUCUCCUUUGUGCGCAUCUACGAGAGCGGCCACGAGGUGCCUUUCUACCAGCCCCUAGCGUCGCUCGAGAUGUUCGAGCGCAUCCUCAAUGGCACGGAUCUCGCCACGGGCACGCGCAAGGUCUCCAAGGGUAGCAGCUACACGACGAACGGACCGGCCAAGAGCACGUUCCGCGAGGGCAACGCUACGGUGCAGUUCGAGGUGCUGCCUGCCGACGCCACAUACAACCACACCACGAAUGCGCCCAACAAGAGCAGCAGCAACACCACCACCAGCAUGCUUGGCGAGUUGCGCCAGGCUGUGCGCACUGGCGAGAUGUUCCGCGCGCGCUAUUCGUCGCAGCGCCUGGAAUGCCACAAAUCUUCCCGAAUCCCUCCCUCUCUUGACCACCAACCCUACGCCUCCAUCCUCUUCCCACCUUGCAUCGCUGCUUCGAAGAUGGCUGUCAAGUCCAAGGCACGUGUCGUGAUUGCCCGUCUGGUCUCUACGGCAGGCACCGGAUUCAUGUACACCACUCGCCGCACACGAGUGGCCGACAAACUCAGCAUGAUGAAGUACGACCCCAAAGUCCGAAAACACGUCCUGUUCAAGGAAACCAAGGGCUCAAAGUAA